Molecule: messenger RNA, 849 nt
Organism: Letharia columbiana
Lineage: Eukaryota; Fungi; Ascomycota; Lecanoromycetes; Lecanorales; Parmeliaceae
Exons: 2
Coding region: 1-849 (282 amino acids)
Source: RefSeq, a predicted model, not a curated record
AUGAUGGUCUACGACCACGGCAACCAAACCCUCGUCGACGGCUCCGGGGACGAAGAGAACGAAGCAAACGAUCCCGAUGAGCCGAUUCCUAAACGUCGACGUGUGACCCCGAAACGUGCCCGUCCGCGGGAUCAGUUGGAAGUCUUGACCAACCUCGAAUCAUUGGGAGUGCCCGAGCCUUACCGGAGACCCGUGGAAAAGCACGGCACGGAUCCUGCACAAUUCCUGGACGACCGAGGCAGCCUGAUUCAUCAGGUGGCAGAGCCCGACUACGACGAAGCCAACUUGCAUUUGGCCGUCCUGCGUUAUACGUUGAAUGUGCAGUCACGUCAGACGAAGGAUCGGGCCCGAUGGCUCUUGCAUAUGCUCCUUUAUUUCGACUUGGCCAAGUUGAAGCAUCCCGAAGGGACCGGGCGGAUCGGACCCCGGAUGAAGAAAGAAAUUGAGGAGCUGGUGAAGGAGCGCGUCCAUGAUACAGAGGGGAAUCCUCUCCCUUUGGAUCAACUCGGCACGUGGAGUACACAGGGCAAGAAGCUGAAUGUGUUCUGCACAGAGUUUGGGAUAGGAAGCCUGUGUAUUCUGGAAGAAUACCUGUCAGACAAUUUCCUGAAUAAUCGCUUCACACACACAGGCGAAUACCACGUGGAAGCUUUCAAAAAUCUACGUCAGCGGGCUCUGAGGGAAAUGGCGGAAAUGUCGAAAAUAAACGAACUCGGGGAGCUUAUCCGCGCCUACCUGAUUGAACCAUUCCGGAGAGCCCAUCUGAAGCGGCUCUUUGACAAGGGAACCCCCAACCCGGCAACGAACAAAAGCCCCGCGGGAACACCGGAGAGGCGACCUCGGAGCUAG